Molecule: messenger RNA, 5158 nt
Organism: Siniperca chuatsi (mandarin fish)
Lineage: Eukaryota; Metazoa; Chordata; Actinopteri; Centrarchiformes; Sinipercidae
Product: transmembrane protein 132D-like
Exons: 10
Coding region: 482-4147 (1221 amino acids)
Source: RefSeq, a predicted model, not a curated record
GUUAAAUCAACAUUAAACUGACUCAUGGAGAAACCACUGAUCCCCGCAGCCUCAUGUGCAUUUAAUUUUCUCGCAGCUCUUCCCCCCUACCGGCGAUUACCCACGUGGGUCUCGUUAAUCUGACAGACUGCACAUGUUUACUGAUUUCUAUCAGAAUAUUCGUGCCUGUUGCUGUCCUGCCUUGCCAGCGGAGGAGAACACCCCUCUUAUCAUUUAAAGAAAUCAAAGGACACCACAUUUUAAAACGAUCCCAGAUGCAACAAGACUAGGCUUUAUGUGGAUAAGGAAGUAAACCAACAUUUGUUUCUCUUUCACUUGAUCCUGUACAGUCAGAGGAAGUAACUUUACCGGGAAUCAGACAAUGUAAGGAUUUGUUUCCAGCGCUUUCUUUCAGCCGACUGCAGAGAGUCACCCAAGCUUACCUCGGUGCGCACCGGAGGGGGGAGCAGAGUGGACGGCCAGAACCUGCAACUUUGCUGAAAUGAUGCUCAACUUUCCCCACCGUUCAUUGUUCCCAAUUGUCGCAGUAGCUGUUCUUACAGCUGUUAAAGUUGCUGAAAGUCAGAACGUUGCUAAGGACAUUGGGACAUCCUCCACCCCAUCUCCAAUUUAUCCCACCAUCAACUUUCAGGUCCUCAAUGUGGACCACGUGUUUCUGAGGCAGGACAGUCCAGAGCCAUCAGGGAACUCCAGCCUGAAGGCUCAGACUCAGACUUUUCUCAUCACUGGUCCAGGUGCUGGGCUCCUCGAGCCAGCUGUCAAUGCUUCAUAUGGCCCCCUGACUGUAGAUGCCCCGAUUCCUCCAGACCAGCUCCUCAGUAGGCGCACGAUCCUGCCAGUCAUUUUGGUCCACCAGGUUCGUUCCUCAUCCCCUGUUGUCAAGAUUCUCUUCAACAUGCCCACAAAAAGUGGUAUCACUGUUGGCCAAGAAAGGAUGGGGUCAGGAGAAGAUAAUGGGAGGAAAAGCGCUGGAGCCAUGGUAAAGGAUGGAGCUCACUGUGUGACGGCUUACGCCUUCUGGGAGACGAGGGAAGUUCGUGGGGCAUGCCUGGUGUCUCCAGGUGGAUUCUGUGUGGCACAUCUGAGGCCAGAACCCGCCUGGUUCAGCUCAGCCAGUCGAUCAGGCAGCUCUAGCAGGGAAGCAGGAACAACCGAAGGAAUUAAGAGGCUUCAGGGGAACCUUGUGGAGGUCUACUUCCAGAGUCGGAGGGAUCAAACAGGCCAGUGUACCCCACAGGAUAGCCUGCAACGUGUAGGAGUGGGAAGAGGAAGAGACUCUGGGGGAUCAGGGACACCGAUGAGGCGGAUAGGAAGUGUCAGUCUGCUCAGAACUCCACCAGGGAACCCCACCUUUUUUCGACUGAGGCUGGGGGGCGCCGUGGUGAUCCAGACCUCUUCCAAGCCCCUGAAGACCACUGACGUCGCAACUUUCUAUGUCUUCCUGGCUAGCACAUCUACCCUGGAAAAUUUCACUCUCAGGGCAACAGUAAAAACGGGCCUGUCAUUCAGUGCAGCGCGACCCAGUGACUCUGCGCUGUGGGACAUCGUAGUGGAGCCUGGCAGAGGAGCUACUCCCAACACUGUCUCUGUUGUCUGUCAGAGGAAGGUUGCUGUCACUGCAAAGAGGGGUCUUCUGGAAGUUUUACAACUGGACUUUGUGCCAAAAGAUGUAUCAGAGCAGGCUGAAAGUCAGACAAUCUCCUGGCGUCUGGAGUUACCGGGAAACGUCAGGGAUGUGGGCAUAAUGCGCAUCUAUACAACUCAGAGAGACUAUAUAGGGCUGGCACCUCUGGUCAUGAACACUGACAUCUUGAAUACUGCGGUGCUGACGGGUAAAAUGGUAUCUGUCCCUGUGAAGACUCUGGCUGUGGAGGCCGAUGGCUCAGUCACUGAUGUGUCCAACUACACCAGCUGUAGGUCUACAGAGGAGGAUGUACUCAAGGUAUCAGAGCGAUGUGAAUACAUCUAUGUAAACGGGAAGGAGACUAGAGGGAAGAGCAGGGUGAUGCUCAACUUCACUUAUGGUUUCCUGAGUGCUCAGCUGGAGAUGAGUGUAUGGAUGCCCCGCCUGCCCUUGCUAAUCAGUGUGGCUGACACAGAGCUCAGCCAGAUCAAAGGCUGGAGGGUCCCUGUUACUACAGGGAACAGGAGGUCGACAUGGGACAGUGAGGAAGAGGAGGAGAUGAGGAAGGGCAGGGGUUGCAUGCUGCAGUACCAGCACUCUACACUCAGGGUGCUAACACACUUCAUAUCCCAGGCUGACGCUGAGGUGCUGCCUGAUCCGCUAACUGGGGCAGAGCCUGUUGAGUACUUCCUGGGUCCUGAUUGGCAGGUGGAUGUGACCAAUCUUGUACGCUAUUCUCUAAAAGUGGCAGAUCCUGAUGUAGCCAGGGUGCAGGAUGGGGUGGUGCUGCAGGGGCGUGGUGUGGGCACCACUACUGUGCAGGUGCUGUCCCCUCUGACGUCAUCGAUCCUGGCUGAGAGGAGCAUCAGGGUGCUGGACGAUAAAGUGAGUGUGACAGAGCUGGGGGUGCAGUUAGUUUCUGGACUCUCUCUGUCCCUGCAGCUCAGCCCAGGCAGCAACAGGGCCAUCGUCGCCACGGCAACCACACGGGAGCUGAUCACACAGCUCAAACAGGAAGCAGUGGUCAGCUGCUGGGUUCAGUUCAGUGAUGGCGCAGUCGUUCCACUGGAGCUGUUUGACCGCAGUAUGUACUCUCUUACAGUCUCUACCCCAGAUGACGGGGUGGCCACAGUGCGCCGUACACCGCAGUCCACAUUUGUAGUAGCACAAGGUGAAGGAGAAGGCCAGGGGGCGCUAGUGAGAGUGGAGCUGAGGAUCUGUGAGGAAUGCCAGAAGUCCAAGAGGAAGAGCAAGUUGGCAGUGGGCACAGGGCUCCUCAGGAUCAACUUCCAGAAUAACAGCAGAGUCGUAGCAAGAGGAGGAGUUAGGAGUGGGGUUGGCACUGACGGAAAUAAAGAUUUUGAUGAUGGUGCCUCAGAAGUGCUGGGUGAGCUUAAAACGACAGUGACAUUGCAGCAUGCGGUAACAGAUAUGGAUAAAUGGUUGUUCAGAAGCACAGUACCUAGCCAGCUGGGGUCCACUCUGGCAGAAACUACCACCUCAACCACUUUUUCAACAAGAUAUAUGCAGCCACAUGUCGUUUGGAUUGGAACUACAACCAGAGCUACAAGAAGUACCACAUAUACUACCAUUCCCGAGACUGCCACUACAACUAUGAGCAAACCAAGCUUUAAUACACCACUGAGCACUGCCAGACCUAUAGACACAACAGUGGGUUCAGUUAGUAAAGAAGAAGGGCAGAAGAGAAGCUAUGGAAACAUGCUUGACAACCCCAAUCCACCCCUUACCAAAGACAUUCAUAAAAUAGAAAUAACACACAAGAAGGAGCCUCCUAAAUCUAAAACUCCAAAAGUAAUUGAGAGCGACCUCAUUAGGACAUUCAGAGCCAUGUCGGACUUGGAAAUCGGCAUGUAUGCCUUGGUGGGAGUCUCCUGUGUAGCUAUCUUGGCUUUUUUGCUCAACUGUGCUUCGUAUAAGCUCUGUUUCUGGAAUCAUAAGACCCCCAUACAGGCAGGCCUGGCACCCAGUGAGGACCCGAAGGAUCACAAGCACGACUGGGUGUGGCUGGGGAGCAACAAUCAUAGCACUUCCGCGGCAGGUGCCCCAGCUCAAGUGUCCACUCUAAAACGUGGGGCUCAUCGCCCUCUGGAGUCCCUUGAUUCCAUAGACUCCAUCGGCCACCGCCUGGAGAGCACCCUGCCCACUGUGAGCGCCCCUGCUGUCCCCGAAAGAACUGCCACCCUGGGCCGCAGCAGGACCAGCUCCCAGCAGCAGCAGUUUCAGGGAAAGGCAAUCGACCCCAUGGUGAACCGUUCAGCCACCCUGCUGGCCAGGCCACAUCGCAGCGAGCCGCUUCAUUCCCCCACCAGUAAGCGGAACCAGGUCCAGUUCACCACCUUCACCACGCUGGACAUCAAGCACUUGGCUGCACUGAAGAAGAAUGGUGUGGACUUAAACUGGGCCAACCAGCAUACGCAGCAGCACCAGGCCCCUGCUGAGCCCAAGACACCUUUACCUGACAUGCCAUGGCCUGUAGUCAAACCUCUAGGAGAGCCCCAGUGAGUUUGUUGGACUGUGUCUGUGUGUAUGCGUAUGGGUGAGUGUGUGUGUGUGUGUUUGUGUGUGUGUGUGUGUGUGUGUGAGAGAGAGAGAGAGAGAGUGAGCAAAAAAGUGAACAUACACAGCAAGUUCUGGUGUAGAAUGUCUAAAAGAAAAGAAGCUGGCUUUUGUUUUUUUGAUAAAAGAUAAGUCACUUUAGGUGAGGUAUUUAUUGAGAUUAGAUAAAAAGGACAGUUUAUACUGAAAAAGUGUGUGCUCAGCGAAAGCCUGUAAAUACAUUAUGUAAUGGUGUACCCAUGAAGGGCAACAUAAGAGAUACUGUGAUUAGCAUGUUUUUAUCCUCUAAAUGCAAGUUUCUUGUAUUUGAAAAAGACGUGCUCUCCAGAUCUGAUGUUGUAAAUAUACAUAUAUCUAUACUAUUAGUUAUUUCUACAUUUCUAACUCAAACAAAUGGAUUUUCAUCUCCUUUUACUUUUAUACAAUUCUGUUGCCCCUGUAGAAACGGCUCCAGAUAUUGCUAGCUGUCAGGGUAAAUGCAGUACGGGAGGGAUUAUUUCUUGUAAGUAAUUCUAUUCUUUUCCAGCCUUUUGUAUUUUUUUCUAGGAUUCCUCCAGAGAAUACCUGAAGAGUCUGUGAAAUUUGUCAGAGAAUAUGCAACAUUUAUCAAGUUAUUUUGAGCAAUCUGUCACUGUAGUCUUCACCGGAUAUUUAUUCAAAUCAAAUGCAUGCUAUGCAAAUAUAAGCUGUGCAGAGUUUGAAGUGGACAUUGUUUCUGAAUUUUUUUUAAACAAAGUUACCUUGGGCUUCAGGCUUCUCCUGGGGGCCUGGUUCUACAAUUUGUAAAAAUGUCUAAUCUCGGUCUGUUGACACAGAACAAUACAUAUUCAACUCUAAGUUUUUCAUGUGUGAAUGAAAAAUGAUGAUGCCUUUUCUGUGUAACAUCCUCCUAUUUUUAAACUAAAAUGUGAUGUGUAUUUCCUAUGAGAUCCUAUCAAUAAAGAACAAAUGGAUACA